GAAAUAAUCCUGGCUAUUGCGAUGAUCCAGGAGUACCAGCUCAUGGGUCUAGACUAGGGGAUGAGUUCAAAAUAAAAAGUCUGCUACGUUUCUCAUGUGAAAUGGGUUAUCAGCUUAGAGGGUCUGCAGAACGAACAUGCCUGCUUAAUGGUUCCUGGUCAGGUAUACAGCCUGUAUGUGAGGCUGUAUCUUGUGGAAACCCUGGCACCCCGGCCUAUGGUAUGAUAGUAUACACUGAUGGAAUAUUAUUCUCCAGCUCAGUCAUUUAUGCCUGCUGGGAAGGUUACAAAACUUCAGGGCUAACUACUAGGCAUUGUACUGCUAAUGGGACGUGGACUGGCACUGCUCCAGAUUGCACAGUGAUCAGCUGUGGAGAUCCAGGUGCAUUAGCAAAUGGCGUACAGUUUGGAAAUGAUUUUACCUUUAAUAAGACAGUCAGGUAUCAGUGCAAUCCAGGAUACUUGAUGGAGCCUGCCAGUUCACCUACCAUGCGUUGUAUAAAAGACAGCACUUGGAACCAGAGUAAACCAGUUUGCAAAGCUAUUACCUGUGGCCCCCCUCCACCAGUACUCUAUGGGAAAGUGGAAGGAUCUGAUUAUCGCUGGGGUGCCAGUGUGAGUUACAGCUGUGCAGAAGGCUAUCAGCUAUCUAACACAGCUAUUCUCUCCUGUGAGGGUCGAGGAAUUUGGAGGGGAGACAUUCCACAAUGUUUGCCUGUGUUUUGUGGUGAUCCUGGUACUCCAGCAGAAGGACGCCUCAAUGGAAAAAGUUUCACCUACAGAUCUGAAGUUAGCUUUCAGUGCCGACCCCCUUUUAUUCUGAUAGGCUCUUCAAGAAGAUUCUGUCAAGCCGAUGGUACUUGGAGUGGAAUUCAGCCAACAUGCAUUGAUCCAGCUCACAAUACAUGUACAGACCCUGGUACUCCACAUUUUGGAAUACAAAACAGUUCCAGAGGUUAUGAGGUUGGGAGCACAGUCUUUUUCAGAUGCAGAAAAGGUUAUCAUAUUCAAGGAUCUACCACCCGUUCUUGUCUUGCUAACUUAACUUGGAGUGGUAUACAGUCUGAAUGCAUACCUCAUGCUUGCAGGCAGCCAGAGACACCGGCACAUGUAGAUGUGAAAGCAAUAGAUCUUCCUACUUUAGGGUACACUUUGGUGUAUACCUGUCAGCCAGGAUUUUUUCUUGCUGGUGGAUCAGAGCAUCGGACAUGUAAACCAGAUAUGAAAUGGACAGGAAAAUCACCUAUUUGUAAAAUUCCCUCAGAUGUGUUCUUUAUAAACUCACUGUGGAAAGGGUUUUAUGAAUAUUUAGGAAAAAGACAGCCUGCUACUCUGACUGUUGAUUGGUUCAAUACUACAAGCAGCAAAGUGAAUGCCACAUUCAUUGAGGCAUCCAACAUACAACUCAAACUAUCAGGUGUUUACAAGAAAGAAGAAGCCCAUUUGCUCUUGAAAGUUUUCCAGAUUAAAGGAGUUAGUGACAUUUUUGUAAGCAAGUUUGAAAACGACAACUGGGCACUCGAUGGUUAUGUAUCAUCAGGGCUUGAAAGAGGUGUUUUUACCUAUCAAGGUGAUAUACAUGGAAAAGACUUUGGAAAAUUUAUGCUCCAAAGACAAGGUCCUUUAAGUGCAGACACAGACCUUUCAAAUCACUAUUAUGGUACAAACAGCAGUUCUGUUGCAGCUGCCAUCCUGGUACCAUUCUUCGCUCUAAUAUUAUCAGGGUUUGCAUUUUACCUCUACAAACACAGAACAAGACCAAAAGUACAGUACAAUGGAUAUGCUGGUCAUGAAAACAGUAAUGGACAGGCUUCAUUUGAAAAUCCCAUGUAUGACACAAACUUAAAACCCACAGAGGCAAAGGCUGUGAGGUUUGAUACGACUCUGAACACAGUUUGUACAGUG
Molecule: messenger RNA, 1904 nt
Organism: Tauraco erythrolophus (red-crested turaco)
Lineage: Eukaryota; Metazoa; Chordata; Aves; Musophagiformes; Musophagidae
Source: RefSeq, a predicted model, not a curated record